UGUUCUUCUCUUUUUAUCCUUCCGCAGUUUCUCAACCUAAACUAUAAAGAGACGGCCCCUUCUCUCUCCGUCUCUUCCCUACUCAAAAGGAAAAAAAAAUUAGAGAAAAAACCAAUUUCUGAGAUUGGAUGGAAAUUCACUAAAACCCUAAAAGACUCUUUGUCAUCGGAAUAAGGCAACUCCUCAAGACUGGCAUUAUGGCCAGGUGGGAUGAGAUCCUGUCCCUUCCAGUACAGAAUCCUCCAACUUUGGAAUUUUCUGCCAAUGAUCUUGUUUGGUCGAAGAUUGAAGGUUGGCGUGACAAUAUAGAUAGACUUGCUCUUAUCCCGUUUGAUAGGGUGGCUGAUUUUGUAAGGGGUGAAUCUGCCAACAAAGAUUGUCCAACAAGAUUUCAUGUUGAAGCAAGACGACGUCGACCUACAGAAGCUUCUUACAAGCAAAAGGUUGAUGGCAUUCUUGAGUAUAUACUGUAUUGGUGUUCGUUUGGUCCUGAUGAUCAUCGGAAAGGUGGCAUUGUUCGACCAAGUAGGACUACGUACGUUCCAAAGAAGAAAAAUGCUGGUCGACCAAAUACUAAAAGAGGAUGCACCUGCCACUUUAUUGUAAAACGUUUAAUUGCUGAACCAUCAGUUGCACUUAUCAUAUAUAAUCAGGACAAGCAUGUGGAUAAGAAAGGUUUACCAUGCCAUGGCCCACAGGACAAGAAGGCUGAAGGAACGCGUGCCAUGUAUGCCCCAUACAUCUCUGAUGAGCUUCGGCUUCGUGUUCUUUCUUUACUGUAUGUUGGGGUCUCUGUGGAGACAAUAAUGCAGAGACACAAUGAAUCAGUAGAGAGACAAGGUGGUCCAUGUAAUCGUGAUGACCUUUUAACUCAUAGGUAUGUGCGGCGACAAGAGAGGAGCAUCCGUCGCUCUACUUAUGAACUGGACACAGAUGAUGCAGUUAGCAUUAGCAUGUGGGUUGAAAGCCACCAUAAUCAUGUAUUCUUCUAUGAGGAUUUUAAUAACUCAGAUCCCUUCACUUUGGGUAUUCAAACAGAGUGGCAGUUGCAGCAAAUGAUUCAGUUUGGCAAUCGUGGUCUUCUGGCUUCUGAUUCGAGGUUUGGGACAAAUAAAUUGAAGUAUCCCGUUCACAGUCUUGUUGUGUUCAACUCUGAGAAGAAGGUCAUUCCAGUGGCUUGGAUUAUUACACCAAGAUUUGCUACUGCAGAUGCACAUAAAUGGAUGAGGGCACUUUAUAAUAGGGUCCGUACAAAAGACCCUACAUGGAAGUUGGCUGGUUUCAUAGUGGAUGAUCCUUUAACAGACAUCCAUACAAUCAGGGAUGUGUUUGAGUGCUCUGUACUGAUAUCUUUUUGGCGGGUCCGUCAUGCAUGGCAUAAGAACUUAGUAAAGAGAUGCUCAGAAACAGAGAUGCGUGUUCAAAUGUCAAGACGGCUUGGAGAUGUGGUAGAUGAUAUUUCCAGUGGGCAUGGAACUUUGGAUUUAUUUGAAGUUUUUAUUGAAGAUUUUGUUGAUGGCUCUGAUUUCAUGGAUUACUUCAAGGCAGUCUGGUAUCCUAGAAUAGGGAUUUGGACAGCUGCACUGAAAGCUCUUCCACUGGCCAGCCUGGAGACAUGUGCUGCAAUGGAACUUUACCACAAUCAAUUGAAAGUGAGGUUACUGAGUGAGAAGGAUCCUGGUGUAUAUCAGCGUGCUGAUUGGUUGGUAGAUAAGUUGGGUACAAAAGUGCAUUCCUACUUCUGGCUUGAUGAGUAUUCAGAAAAGGAUGAUUUUGUAAGAUACUGGAAAGAUGAAUGGGCCACUGGUUUGACAGCUUGGCGCAGAGCAUUAAACGUUCCAGACGUUGAUGUUGUCAUGGAAGGCAGAUGUGCGAAAGUUAAUGACCAGUUUGACCGGGAUAAGGUUCAUGUUGUCUGGAAUCCUGGUUCAGAUUUUGCCAUUUGUGAUUGCAGUCUGGCAGAAAUGGGCAACUUGUGUGAGCAUGUAAUUAAAGUUAGAAGGAUAUGUCAUGAGAAAGGGUAUAGGAGGCCGUCUAUUAGCCUACUUCAGUAUAACCAUGCCUUGAUUGACAUGCUAUACUGCCCACCCCAUGAUUCCUUAAUUCAUGAUCAUGCUGUUUCUUUAGCAGUCGCUGUAAACAAGGAAUUAGAUGCACUAGUUGAUUUAGGUAGCAGCCAUUUUACUGUUGAUCCUAUUCUGAAACAAGCUGCAGAAACUAGGGCUGUUCAAAAUUCGGCUUAACCAAACACACCUGUGCCAUUCUGAAAUUCACUUGGUAUUCAGUCAGUUAAAUUAUUUUAGACGAGUAUAUUUUUUGUCAGUUUGACUUUUGAUGGUUGGGAACUGGCUUUACCAUUUUAACCAAAUAUCUCAAAGCUUUCAUUCCUCUCUCAGAACUCUCACUGCUCUCUUCUCUUUAGUCUUUGCUUUUUCACCAAGCAAGGAUGAAGUUUGCUUGCCGAACCUGAUUUCCAAUAUUCAGUUUUUCUGCAAGCUGCCACACGUUAAUUCCCAUCAUUUAUGUGGCGCAGUUUGAUGGAGGCAAGGUGGAUUCUGGAAAAAGGUGUGCUUUGGAGGGUGAGAAUGGAACCAAAAUCUGUAUUUAUAGAGAUAUAUGGGUCCCUAUGCAAUAGAUCUGCUCCUGCGCAAGAAUGGAGAUGGAGUUUAAAGUGCAGAAGUUAGUUGAUUAUGGCAAUGGAUGCUAGAACAAAGACCUUGUGAGGCAAAUUUUUAAUGGAAGCUAUUUUUAACGUUUGUAUCAGCAGCAGACAGGUUAAGGAUGUGUGCUACUUGAUUCUGACCUCAUCUAGGGCCUUUUUUUGAUGAAGUCUGUAUAUCACUUUAUUUUCCAAGAAACUUCAAUAUUUCUUCACCCUUUCCUAAUUUCGUGUGGAAGUUGACAUGGAAUUUGAAGCUGCCGCCAUGUUAAAAAGUUGGGAUAGCAGCCUGGAUUAUUUCCUCCCAUGCUUGAAUAGUUUCUCUCUUCGCCAUCGAGUACUCAAGUAAUUACUGCUCAUUGUUCUUCUACUGAGUGGAUUGGCAGAUGGGAAUCCUAUUACCAAUUUCUAAGUUUGAAAAAUUUCUAGUUUUGCUUUGGGGAGUUUGGAAUAGUUACAAUUUGUUUAUCAUUGAAGGAAAAAGAGACAAUGCAUGUAAUUCUCAAAUCAGAAGCCUGUUUAUUAUGCAGAAUUGCCAAGCCCAGCAACAAGUUGAACCCGGCCCUUGUCGACCAAUAGAUUAGAUGGAGGGUUCCUGAGAUGGAUUUCAUUAAGGUUAUUGCAGCCUCCAAUUUGGCAGCAGGUAGCUCUGUGGUAGGUCCUGUUCUUGGGGAUGCAGAUGCACAAUUUCUUUGGUCACUGACAAAAUUUGGUGGUCAAGAUGUGGUGUGGCUCUAGCAGAAUGUAUGGCACUUUGAAUAGCUCGGGAAUCUGUUGAUCCUAUUUGAUGGCCGUUUGUGGUUAUAGAGGGUAAUUCCAUGUUUGUUUUCUAGAGCUUAUUGAAGAGGGAACUUGAGAGACAGCAGUUUUUGAAGACCUUACUAGUUUCUGUAAUUCUUUUCUUCUGGUGUUUUCUUUCUUUUGUUGGGUGAAGUGGCGAUAUGGAUGCACAGUCUUUAGCCUAGUUGGCUAUAGAUUGUGAAGCUCAGUGUCUCCUUCAAAACAGAGUUCCAACCUCUCUGGAACAUUUUGUAUUGGAUGAUUUCCUUUUUCUUUUUUUCUUUUUGCAAUAAAAUACAAAGCUUUUCCCUUGGUGA
Ricinus communis (castor bean) is the source of this 3756-nucleotide messenger RNA. RefSeq lists its product as uncharacterized. The record is from RefSeq and is a predicted model, not a curated record. The coding region runs from base 198 to 2243 and encodes 681 amino acids. Gene Ontology annotation, molecular function: zinc ion binding. Lineage: Eukaryota; Viridiplantae; Streptophyta; Magnoliopsida; Malpighiales; Euphorbiaceae. The transcript has 6 exons.